UUUGUAUUCAGGCUGUGCUCGCGCGAUUAUAUAGUUGGUGCUCUCGGCCUAAAUAGUUUUCCGAAACGUCGCCGUCCCUGCGGUAUGACGGUGAUAAUCGAUGUCGCUAAUUAAUUCGCGGGCGGCGCUAAUCUGCCGCUACACGGAGAUUACCGUUAAAGGAGGAUGCGGGAAGCGUUUACGCGCUUGUAAAAGCCGCACGCUCGGCGCGUCUCACCGAUUUCCCGAGAUAAACAUCGGAUUUGCAUAUCCGGUGGCCAAAAGCUCCGCUCCGGUGAAUGUAUCAGACGCGGAAAAGGCUCGCGUAUAUAUAUAUAUAAAGAAAGGAACGACACCCAGUCAUGCCAGACCAAGUGGUGCUCCAGUUCGGAACAAAGGAACAAUGGGCGCGACGCGAAUAAUUUUAUUGCUCGCAGCGAUAGGCGCCGGCUCAGGACGACUGCCGGCUAAGAGUCAUCGGGAGUCCCGCGCGAAUCAUCCUGUGCCGCCCGACCCGCGCUUCGACGGAGUCUUCGAGGACGGCCACAAUUACGAGGAGAUCGCUGAGCGCGUAAACUCGUGGAAGCCGGAUGACGCGGAGAAUGUUUGGGAACUGAGUGGCCUGCACGAGGGCGACAUAAUGAUCCACCCGGACAGCCAAUCGUGGAAAAAUGGCCUCCUGGACGCCACCGCGCGAUGGCCCGGCGGUAUCGUGCCCUAUUUCAUAGUGGAGGGCGAUUUCGACCAGGACCAAGUGAAACUGGUCGAGGAAGCCAUGGAGGAGUAUCACGAGAAGACCUGUUUGCGUUUCCGCCCUUACAAGGACUCCGAUGAGGAUUACGUCAAGAUUCAGGCGAAAAAUUCAGGCUGCUGGUCCCUGGUGGGUCGUCACAAUCACGGGCAGGUGCUAAAUCUGCAGAAUCCCGGAUGCGUUCAUCACGGUGUGGUCGUGCACGAGAUCAUGCACGCCUUAGGCUUCUACCAUCAGCAGAGCGCCGCGGACCGAGACGACUGGGUCACCAUACACUGGGACAACAUCAAGUUCGGCAGGGAGCACAACUUCAACAAGUAUGAUAACCGCACUAUCACCGAUUACGGCAUCAGUUACGAUUACAAGAGCGUCAUGCACUACAGUUCCCAUGCCUUCUCCAGGAACGGAGAACCUACUAUUACGCCGAAGAAAGAGAAGGUAAAACUCGGCCAACGAGACGGACUCAGCGAGAAGGACGUGGCCAAAGUGCAGGCAAUGUAUAAAGAGCAAUGUGGCGUUCGCGAGCCGGAAGUAAUCGGUAGCAGCGAGUCCUCCGAGGAGAUUUCCAUAGAAUGGAUGUUCGACAAAAUUCACGCGAUAUAAGACGGUCGGAUUUACACGUCACACGUGUGUCAAACUUGUCAAUA
Messenger RNA from Harpegnathos saltator (Jerdon's jumping ant), 1377 nucleotides. RefSeq names its product zinc metalloproteinase nas-14. The record is from RefSeq and is a predicted model, not a curated record. Gene Ontology annotation, molecular function: zinc ion binding; metalloendopeptidase activity. The transcript is spliced from 5 exons. NCBI's taxonomy places the organism in Eukaryota, Metazoa, Arthropoda, Insecta, Hymenoptera, Formicidae. Gene Ontology annotation, biological process: proteolysis. Bases 101 to 1333 code for a protein of 410 amino acids.